Messenger RNA from Mizuhopecten yessoensis (Yesso scallop), 2822 nucleotides. RefSeq names its product leucine-rich repeat-containing protein 74B-like. The transcript is spliced from 13 exons. Gene Ontology annotation, molecular function: protein binding; calcium ion binding. The record is from RefSeq and is a predicted model, not a curated record. NCBI's taxonomy places the organism in Eukaryota, Metazoa, Mollusca, Bivalvia, Pectinida, Pectinidae. The coding region runs from base 236 to 2002 and encodes 588 amino acids.
UUGACCCCAUGUGCCUCAGUCAGUAAGACUGGUAUUAUUGAGCGAUCAGUCCCGGCGCGCCAGGGUUUGUUUGUCUCAGUUACCGCUCUACACUACGUAUAAGGUACCUCUACUACCCACCGCGUGCUUCAAAUCACGACUGUUUAGGUGUGCAGUGUUACCGGGGAAUAAACCGUACGGAUUAUUCAUGGAAAUUCUGACAGACAGGUAAAGGAGAGUGGACUCACCCCGCGGGAUGAAUUUGACAGGAGGAGAGGGGGAGGUGGUGGAGGAGGGGCAGGGCCACCAGCCCCCCACCCUGGACCCGGCACUGGAGGCCCAGGCCCAGCUGCUACUGUUUUCCGUGCCAGAAGAGUCCGAUGUUGAGAUGGAGAUCGACCACGGCCUCGGAAGCCGGACGGACACCCGACUAUCCAUAGGACGUGUCCCGUCCCAGAUGUCGCGUGCCACCAUGGUGCGAACUCCGGCCGCAAGACCGACAACCCAAGAAAAAGUCAUACAGGAAAUGGACGACCAAGAAAAUAUACUUAUCACAGAGUUAAAACAAUCUGAGUAUCGAUUGGAGGAGAGUGAAGAAGUAGAGUCCCCAAGGGAACCAGACAUCUUGUAUCUAGAUGACAAGGUGCCCAUCACAUCACGGACCGAGGAGGACGAGUAUGAUACAGACCUAGAGGUAGAAGAGGACUCUGAGGAUCUCCAUGACACAAGCGGAAAGUCAAACUAUAAGAAGAUCUGUUCCCAGUUCGGCGUGGUACCUAUAUCCUACUUCGUCCGCCACAUCCUGGAUCAGGAACUGGUGAUGCGUUACCAUGGACUUGGACCUGUGGCGGCUAAAGCUAUGGCACUGGUGCUUAAGGACAACGUGACGUUAGAAAAGCUUAAUUUGAACGGAAAUUGGAUAGAGGGUCCAGGAGGAGAAGCGAUGGCCCGGAUGUUGGAGGAAAACGAUUAUAUAUCAGAAGUGUGUUUAUCAGACAAUCGACUGGGUACCACCGGAGCCAAGAGUCUGUGUCGGAUGUUGGGAGUGAACACCGGCCUCAGGAAGAUAGACUUAUCGGAUAACGCUUUCGAGGAUGGAGCCGUCGAAUUUUUCGUAGAAAUGCUAGACAAUAACAAGUAUUUGAAGUCUCUGAAUUUGAGUCGUAACCGGUUUGGGGAGCAGGCUGGCGAACUAUUAGGACCAGCAAUAGCUUCCAACGAUAUACUUGACUCCCUGGACCUCAGCUGGAACCACCUUCGACAGAAAGGGGCGGUGUCCGUAGCACGUGGUCUCAAGGAAAAUGUGCGGCUAAAGUAUUGUUCAUUGGCAUGGAACGGGUUCGGACCGGAAGGUGGUGCUGCAAUCGCUGAUGCCUUGGUAACCAAUAACUCCUUACAGGAAAUCGACAUCAGUGGCAACCGACUUAACGCAGAUGUGGCGGUGAAGGUAGCCAAGGCUAUAGCCGUCAAUGACAACAUCCGGGUACUAAGGAUGGGUAAUAACUUGCUGACGACCAUUGGCGCUAUUGCCCUGGCACGCUCCAUCAACGAGACAGACAGCAGUGAGAUGGAAGAGCUAGACCUAACCGAUAUACCGGUCGAGUUCGAGUUCCUUCGAAUCUGCGAGGAUAUCAAGAUGAAGAGGACUAACUUCAAGGUGACGCACGGUCCUAUAUUGAGGUCUGGCAACACUAUGGAGGACCUUGGCAAGCCAGCUAUCGACCCCUUCAAGCGGAAGGAUCCCGUCAUGGUGCUACAGGAUCACAUCGUCGUCAACGACAUGAGGUUGCUGGACAUUCUUAAAAGACACGACCCCAACGAGACCCUCGAAGUCACCCCAGAACAGUUCAUGGCCGCACUGGACGAGCUGGCUGUGCCGUACGACAAACCAAAAGUGGAUGAGGCCAUAGAACGUAUAGCUAAAGAACAAAAUGGACGCAUACACUUUGGUGAUUUCAUCAAACAAUUCGAGCAAACAGGUGAGGAUGUUAACGCAGCCGAUGAAGAUGACCAAGUCACGUGAUUAGAGGGGCGCGUGAUAAGAGUCGUUGCGGCCAUAUUAGAUAAUCAGAACCGUUCGGAUGGUUUUGUUGUGCAUUAAUCCAUAGGUGCAAAUGUCGAACAGCGUUGAUUGUCUUGUAUGCCAGACUUGUUUGUGUGUAAAUGUCACUACUCAAUGAUCUUUACUAAGACGGUGGAAGGGAUUUGUUUUACUGAAGAUGUCUUUAAAGUGGUACUUCAGAGAGACAAACGAAGACAAAAAUCAUAUAUCAGCAUAAUGAUUUACAUUAUGUUUCCAUUUGUUUAAAAUAGUAAUCUUUCUGUGUAUCUUCCUUAUGCUACUGAUCAGGGUAACCUUGACGACACAACAAGGUCGGUGGUGUGUCCACACUAGCUUUGGUCUACAGACGAUAUACAUAAAUCAUCAGUGAUACCAUAAUCCCUAUUAUGUUUAAGUCCUUUGAAGCAGGACAUUUCUGAUGCACUUGUUCGCCCGUAUUAAAUGCCGCUAAUACAGAUUUUUCUUCCAUGUGUGAUAUGAACUCAGGCUUGAUUGUUUUUGUUCAGUGGUUACAACUCUGUGAGAAGACGACAACAGUGACGUGUAACCAUGGAAUUUAUUCACUAGGAUACAACUCACAGUCAUAAGUACUUCCCUAACAUUCGUGAUGUGUACGCGUUUUACAUGUAUGUACAUGUGUUGUGUAUGUACUCAUUAAUAUGUGUGUUUGUAUUCCAUGAUAUUCGUUAACAUUUGUUACAUGAAAAACGGUUUUUUAAUAUCAAGGUUUAUAUACUGAAUUUUGAUUGAUUAUUUAUCUAUAAACACAUUAUUUCUAUGA